Closterium sp. NIES-65 is the source of this 381-nucleotide messenger RNA. The record is from the annotation of a GenBank genome assembly. NCBI's taxonomy places the organism in Eukaryota, Viridiplantae, Streptophyta, Zygnematophyceae, Desmidiales, Closteriaceae.
AUGGCUGUAGAAAGGGAGGAUAAUGAGCUUAGCGAGGCUGUUAGAGGGCUAUUUGCAACAGUGAGAGGGGAACUGGCAGCAGUGAGGGAGGAGCUGGCAGUAGUGAAGGGGGAGGUGGCGGCAGCAGUGGCGGAGAAGGCGGCACAGGAGAGUGAACGAGGGUUGUUGUUCAAAGCAGAUUCGCCCUCCUCCGCAGCACCACGAUUUUUGCAGGCACGCGCUCUUCUGCAGCGGAACCGGCUUUCCGCUUCUGCAGAUUUCUCUCUGCUGCAGACCUCCGCGCUGACCACUGCAGAGUUUGCUUCGGUAGAAUUUCGCUUCCCUGCAGAAGGCGACGACCAUCUUCUACAGGGUCAAUGCCAGCUCAACAUGAUCGAGUAA